UGUGGGUUGAGGGGGCGGAUGUGAGGAUGAGUAAUGGAGUGAGGCUGAGAUGGGCAGUCAACUGCACUCAAUGGAGUCCAACAAGACACGAGUGGCUGGCUGCACUGGGCUGUCUCCAGGGAGAGGAGGUGGAGAGAGUGGGCAGCUUUGUCUAUCAAAAGGACUGCAAACUUGCCUUGGUGGGUAGGCUGCUUAUCCGAGCUGCUCUCACAUCAUUACUGCAACUCAGGAACAACGAGAUCCAGCUAACGAGGUCUGAGAAGGGGAAGCCCCUGCUCGUUAGAAAUGGGACUAUUGAUAACAGUAUGGGAUUCAACAUAUCUCAUCAGGGUGACUAUGUGGUGCUGGCAGCCCAGAAGGGUAACUCAGGUAAGCAGGUUACCAUGGAUACCCGCACAUGUACACAGUCUCCUCCUGCAGUGGGUGUGGAUGUGAUGCAACUAUCUGUGCCUCGUGGUGCUAGUGUGAAUGAGUUCUUCUCCACUAUGAGCAGACAGUUCACCUCAACAGAGUGGGAGCAGAUCAAGCAGCCCAACACCCAACACCUCGCUAACUUCUACAGGUUCUGGUGUUUGAAGGAGAGCUUUAUCAAGGCUGAAGGUUCUGGAUUGUCCUACGGUUUACAGAAUCUGGAGUUCCACACUGACCCUGCUCUUCCUUGGCCUCCCCCCUCACACAUAGUAAGCUCACCUCCUCCCCCCUCACACAUAGAUGUGUAUGAAAGCACUCGACUGUUUGUAAAGGGACAGCUGUGUGAGGAGUGGGGGUUUCAGGAAUCACUGAUUGAUAGUCAGCAUUGUGUGGCAGUGGCAGCAACCCCCACCAGGGGUCCCCCAGUGUCAACAACCCCCCCUACCAGUGGACCCCCCUUCACCAAGCUCUCUAUAUCCUCCCUGUUAGACUGCCUGGAGGGCAUGCCAGCCACAGAAGAGCUGUGGGCUAGAUUCAUUAUCAAAGACAACCAUUAAAAAUUUUUCACUAGCAAACGAUUUCAGUGUCACAAUGACAACAUGCUGAUAAUUGGUGUGAUCAAAUGCUAAACUUC
Halichondria panicea is the source of this 1045-nucleotide messenger RNA. RefSeq names its product L-aminoadipate-semialdehyde dehydrogenase-phosphopantetheinyl transferase-like. Gene Ontology annotation, cellular component: cytosol. The coding region runs from base 27 to 968 and encodes 313 amino acids. Lineage: Eukaryota; Metazoa; Porifera; Demospongiae; Suberitida; Halichondriidae. The transcript is spliced from 7 exons. The record is from RefSeq and is a predicted model, not a curated record. Gene Ontology annotation, molecular function: holo-[acyl-carrier-protein] synthase activity; magnesium ion binding.